Closterium sp. Naga37s-1 is the source of this 299-nucleotide messenger RNA. Lineage: Eukaryota; Viridiplantae; Streptophyta; Zygnematophyceae; Desmidiales; Closteriaceae. The record is from the annotation of a GenBank genome assembly.
UGCCAUGCGCAAGCAGCAGUGAUCAACGCUACUCAAGCGACGUUUCUCGAGGACUGCCAGAAGGCAUGGGGAAAGACGCUCCCAGGCUGGGCCAGGGGUGCUUAUUGUGACGAGAUUAUCGGAGUCAGCUGCGAUGGUGCAGGCAUGAUUACACAGAUAUCCUUGACUGCGAAUCUCAAUGGAUCGAUUCUGGACAGCAUCUCCUAUCUCACUUCACUCUCCGAUCUAACUCUUACAAACAACAAUUUGAAUGGCUCCAUUCCCAACAGCAUCUCCAAGCUUUCUCAGCUCACCUUUCU